GAUGUUUGUACAGAACUUAAUGCAUUAAGUGGUCAACGAAGCAGUGAUUACGUGUUUAAUGCAUCCAUAAAUGCAUAUUCACGCUCUGUAUGGUGUAACAAGACCCAAGUUCUCACGAACAUGUGGCAGGAGUUAAUUACUCUCUACGUUCUUUAUAAAAAUGAUACCUUCAUGGAUAACAGGCCAGUCAGUGGUGUGUUAUCAUCAAAUAUGAUGCUUCAAGACAUUAGAGUUUGUGCUUUACUUAUUGUAUUUCUCUAUGGAUUUAUCGGUGGUUCCUACAGUGAGCCCGCAUUUCGACGGCAUCGCACGCUUAAUUAUCAAUUGAGUAGUAAUAAUAAUAAUCACAAUAAUGAUAAUAAUAAUCAUAAUUCUAAAAGUUUUGAUAAGGCCAAUGAUAGUAAAGUGACAGUUGAUUGCGUGGGAAGUCGUGCUGAUUCACCAGAGUGCAAAUUGCUCGUUAAAAGUCGUAAUGAUACUAUUGGGAGUAACGGAACGAUUGACAGAUUUAAGGACAGUAAUGAGGAGGAUUCAGAUCAAAACCAAUCUUUGAUUGCUGAGGUGUUUGGUGAUGGUGAUGAUAGUGCUCUUGAAGAAGGUCGAGGAAGGAAAAAGAAAAAAGGUAAGGCAGGAAUAUUUUUCAUGGUAGCAGCAGCAAUGAAAGCAACAUUAUUGUGGGUAAUGGUGCACGCAACGGCACUUCUUGCCGGUAAAGCGUUCGUCAUUGCAAAAAUAGCUCUAGCCUUAGCCGCAGCAGUCGCGCUCAAGAAAUCCCUCGAUCACGGUGAAAAAACUUCCUAUGAGAUAAUAAAACACCCUCAGCACAGUUACGCUUCCUCACAUAGCUCAAGUAUCGAUUACGACCAUCAUGGCGGAUUCGAGGGUCAUCGCAGAAGGAGAUGA
Cotesia congregata is the source of this 903-nucleotide messenger RNA. Lineage: Eukaryota; Metazoa; Arthropoda; Insecta; Hymenoptera; Braconidae. The record is from the annotation of a GenBank genome assembly.